ACAAGCGCCGCUAUGUUUUGAAAAGCCGGGCUUGCGUUAGCUCUCAGUUUCCUGCUUAGCUCCUUACCGCCACAUAUUUCCAUACGUUUUAUCAUAAUGUAUUUAAUAUAAAAGCGAAUUUAAACAUGCCAAAGUCUCAGAAGAAGUCGGGCACCACUCAGACCUUGAUGAGCAGGUACUUUGGAGGACUGAGCAGCAGCAGUGCACCCAACACUCAAUGUGGGAUUAACUCAAAUCCUGCAGAGACACAGCUUUUAAGAGGCAAGCAGAAACUUUCCCCUGACGAUGAUUUGGAAUUGCCUUCAAAGCGAGCCAAGCUUUCUCACCAAGACCAGAAAGUGGAGGGGGUAGUUGGUGAGACUGCCUCAUCUCAGAGCCAUAAAGAGACAACACUGACAUCCCCCAAAGGGGCAGACUGCCUCUGCGCCUCAACCUUGGAAAAGCUGAAAUGUUUUCGUGUCGGGCAAAGCAAUGUUCAAAGGGAUGAAAAGAGGACAGGAAGUUCAAGCAUUGGAGUCUGUGACCAAGGAAGCAGUGUUGGGCCUCCUCGGGACUAUUCACAGCCACAGAGCAAUCAACACAGACCCCAGCAGACAAGGAGAGAGGAGACACAUGAGGAUGAAGAGGAGGACAAUGAACUAGAGAGUUCAGAGUUGGCUGCUACAAAACAGAUGUCACACUUUUCUCAGUUUGCUAAGCCAGGAAGAGCAGGAGGAAAAGGUGCAGAACCGAGUCCCAUGUCAGAAUCUAGUGCCCUCUCCAGACGCUCAAAGAGCAUAUACACUCCCCUGGAACAGCAGGUCAUUCAGUUAAAACAGCAGCAUAAAGAUGCUCUGUUGGCUGUGGAGUGUGGGUACAAGUACAGGUUCUUUGGAGAUGAUGCUGAGAUUGCAGCCAAGGAGCUGAACAUCUACUGUCACCUGGAUCAUAACUUUAUGACAUGCAGCAUCCCGGCGCACCGUCUGUUUGUUCACGUCAGACGGCUGGUGUCCCAUGGACACAAGGUGGGCGUGGUAAAACAGACAGAGACAUCAGCAAUUAAGGCCUCAGGAGCCAAUAGGAAUGCUCUGUUCAGCCGUCAGCUUAGUGCUCUUUACACCAAGUCGACUCUGGUUGGAGAGGAUGUGAACCCGGUCUGCAGGCUGGGGAAUGAGGAGGAGGGGGCCUGUGGUGACGUGGUGUCAGACCCUCCUGACAGCUUCCUGGUGUGUAUCAGUGAGAACUGGGACAAACUGAAGAAGCAGCUGACUGUAGGGCUGGUGGCGGUUCAGCCCAGCACAGGAGACAUAGUACUGGACUGUUUCCCCGAUGGUCAGUCUCGCUCUGAGCUGGAGGCUCGUGUCCUAAAGAUCAACCCAGUGGAAGUCCUGGUGCCUUCUGACCUCUCAGAACAAACUCACAAACUUCUGCUGAGCAUCUCCAAUGCAAGCACUCAGGCUGAUGACAGAGUGAGAAUCGAGACGAGGGACAGCUCUCAGUUUGAGUUUGCUUCGGCGAUGAACACAGUAACAGCGUUUUACUGCCACACCCAGGAGAAAGGCUCUCGCUCUUUGUCGACUGUUGCAUCUUUGGAGAGCGCAGUGAUCUGCUGCCUUGGGCCACUUAUCCACUACCUUCAAGAAUUCAAUCUGGAAAGAGUUCUCAGAAGUGAAAGCUCAUUUCGGCGUCUCUCCUGUGCGUCAGAGAGGAUGACUCUCAGUGCUGCCACCCUGAGAAACCUGGAAAUUCUCAACAAUCAGACAGAUGGCGGUGUGAAAGGCAGUCUGUUGUGGGUGUUGGACCACACUCGUACAGCAUUUGGAAAGAGACUGCUGAGGAAGUGGGUGAUCGAGCCCCUCACAGACCCGCGAUCCAUUGCAGAAAGGCAGGAUGCUGUGCAGGAGCUCCUGGAGUCCGACUCCGUGUCUUUAAACACAGUCAGAUCUCUGCUGACGCACCUGCCUGACCUGGAGAGAGGCAUCUGCAGUAUUUUCCACAAAAAGUCAUCCACGCAGGAGUUUUACCUCAUUAGUAGCAGUCUAUCUCGCCUUGGUAUGGAGCUGCAGGCUUUGCUCCCGGCAAUCCAGUCCCAGAUCAGCUCAGUGUUGCUCCAGGGCCUGUUGUUGGACACCCCUGACCUGCUGGCUCCGGCCCACAACUUCCUCAAAGUGCUCAAUGAAAAAGCAGCCAAGUCUGGGAAUAAGACAGAGCUGUUCUCUGAUCUGUCCGGCUUCCCGGUGCUUCAAGAAAGGAGGGAACAGAUCCAGGCUGUCCUCCAAGAGAUCCAAGACCACCGUAAAGAAGUCCGCCUAACGCUUAGGAGCCCAGCACUGGACUACACCACCGUCUCUGGACAGGAGUUUUUGAUUGAGGUGAAGAACUCGCUGUCGUCCACUGUUCCACCUGACUGGGUCAAAAUCAGCAGCACCAAAGCUGUCAGCAGGUAUCACUCUCCUUUCCUUGUGGAGUGCUACAAAAAGCUGCUACAGCUCCGAGAGCAGCUGCUGCUGGACUGCCAGAGGGAAUGGACCAAUUUCCUUGAUCAGUUUGGGGAACACUAUCACACCAUGAAAAGGGCCAUUAGUCACCUAGCAACUGUGGACUGUCUCUUUUCAUUGGCCGAGGCGGCCAAACAAGGAGACUACUACAGGCCAGAGGUGUGUGAGAACCAAUGCCAGAUUCUAAUCAGAGACGGCAGACAUCCUGCCAUCGACUUACUGAUGGGAGAGCAGAACCAAUAUGUGCCCAACCUCACUGAACUACAGGGUGACGGCAGGAGAACCAUGAUAAUCACUGGCCCUAAUAUGGGGGGCAAGAGCUCCUACAUCCGCCAGGUGGCCUUGAUCUGUGUCAUGGCUCAGAUGGGCUCUUUUGUCCCAGCUUUUCAGGCACGUCUUGGUGUGCUGGAUGGCAUUUACACCAGGAUGGGGGCUUCAGACAACAUCUACAAAGGUCGUAGCACAUUCAUGGAGGAGCUGACCGAAGCCUCAGAGAUCAUUUCCCAUGCAACAGAACGCUCAUUAGUCAUCCUUGAUGAACUGGGACGUGGCACCAGCACCCAUGAUGGAAUUGCCAUUGCUUAUGCCACCCUGGAGUACUUCAUCCGAGAUGUGAAAGCCCUAACGUUGUUUGUGACCCAUUACCCUCCUCUGUGUGAGCUGGAGCGGGUGUAUCCUGAACAUGUGUCUAACUACCACAUGGCUUUCCUACUCAAUGAACCGGACGUUGCUACAGACACUGAUGAUGGAGAGGUUCAGCCGGAGUUCAUCACCUUCCUCUACCAGUUAACCGAAGGAGCUGCAGGGCGGAGCUAUGGCUUGAAUGUGGCCCGAUUGGCAGAAAUCCCAGACCCUAUUCUACACACUGCUGCACGAAAAGCCCGCGAGCUGGAGAGCAUGGUCAACGCCAGGAGGAAAAAUAAGAAACUUCUCUCAGAUGUUUGGGAUGUCUCGGAUAGAUCGAGCCUCAUGGAGUGGCAGCGGUCAAACUCUUAACAUCGCUGCAACAAGAGUCAACACAAAGAAGAGAGAACAAAUGAAUGAGCAAACUUUAGAGAGGACUCGGCACAGAUGGAGUAAAGUGGUCGAUUCUGCUUUUCUCAGUGUAGUUUUCACUAUCUCAGGUUCUGAUUAUCUCCAUCGUCUGUACUGUAGAUUAACCAUCAUGAUCAAUUCAUCCUAUUAAUAAUGUGACAGCAUCUAGUUUGAUGAUUGAAUAAAAAGGCAAAGUUUACACACUU
Molecule: messenger RNA, 3718 nt
Organism: Cheilinus undulatus (humphead wrasse)
Lineage: Eukaryota; Metazoa; Chordata; Actinopteri; Labriformes; Labridae
Gene: msh3
Product: mutS homolog 3 (E. coli)
Exons: 24
Coding region: 126-3473 (1115 amino acids)
Biological process (GO): somatic recombination of immunoglobulin gene segments; mismatch repair; mitotic recombination
Cellular component (GO): nucleus
Molecular function (GO): ATP-dependent DNA damage sensor activity; mismatched DNA binding; ATP binding
Source: RefSeq, a predicted model, not a curated record